Molecule: messenger RNA, 2107 nt
Organism: Carya illinoinensis
Lineage: Eukaryota; Viridiplantae; Streptophyta; Magnoliopsida; Fagales; Juglandaceae
Product: protein NAR1-like
Exons: 11
Coding region: 244-1689 (481 amino acids)
Cellular component (GO): cytosol
Molecular function (GO): 4 iron, 4 sulfur cluster binding
Source: RefSeq, a predicted model, not a curated record
UUGAAUUUCAUUCUCCACAGAAGUUUUGAAUCUCAUUGGUUGAGCAAACCAUUCAGUUUACUUUCGGUUCACAUGUGAACAUUCCCCCUCCUCUCACAAGAAUAGUAAGCGCUUCCUCUUAUGUUUCAGUUUCUGGUACCUAAAUUCACCGCCUCUGCCUGAACCCAUCCUUCCCUCUUUCUUUCUCUCUCUGUCUCUCCAACUCCUUGAGCUUUCGGCCUUCUUCUAAAGUAGUCAACGGAGAUGUCGGAGAAAUUCUCGGCCACGCUUCGGAUCGGAGAUCUUAGCGAUUUCAUCGCACCGUCCCAGGCAUGCAUAGUGUCUCUUAAGGGCCUUAAGUCCAACGCAUCCAAACCUGAUAAAGCUGAGUCUUUGGUGAAGGUUUCAACUUCUAACAAGCAAUUACAAGCAGACCCAGUCAAAAUUUCACUUAAGGACUGCUUAGCAUGCAGUGGGUGUGUAACAUCAGCCGAGACAGUUAUGCUGGAGAAACAAAGUUUGGAUGAGUUUCUUUCUAAUGUUAAAAAAGGGAAGGCUAUCAUUAUUUCAGUUUCUCCUCAGUCAAGAGCAUCCCUUGCAGUUCAUUUUGGCAUCACUCCUCUACAGGUUUUCAAGAAACUCACAACAUUUUUUAAGUCCUUGGGAGUAAAGGCAGUCUUUGAUACAAGUUGCAGUCGAGACUUAACUCUUAUUGAAUCUUGUAACGAAUUCAUCAUGAGGUACAGACAGAGCCAAUUGAUGGAUGAUGAAAGACAUCAAUCAUCACUACCCAUGAUUUCAUCAGCUUGUCCAGGUUGGAUAUGCUAUGCUGAAAAGCAACUUGGAUCCUAUAUUCUACCUUAUAUUUCUUCAGUGAAGAGCCCCCAGCAGACAAUUGGAUCUAUUGUUAAGCAUCAUGUAUGCCAAGAAUUGGGUCUUAGGCCAGACAAUGUUUACCAUGUAACUGUAAUGCCCUGUUAUGAUAAGAAGCUUGAGGCUGCCAGGGAGGACUUUGUAUUUCAAGCAGAAUCUCAAGGUGAAAGCCAUGAAAAUGGUCCUAGGUCUACGGAGGUAGACUCUGUAUUAACCUCAGGAGAAGUUUUAGAAUUGAUACAGUUACAGGCAGUGGAUUUUAAAGCUUUAGAAGAAUCUCCACUAGAUAGAAUGCUGACUAAUGUUAAUGAAGAAGGGCAUCUUUAUGGGGUUCAAGGAAGCUCUGGAGGUUAUGCAGAAACAAUCUUUCGAUAUGCUGCUAAAACACUCUUUGGUAGAGAAAUCGAGGGUCCUCUGGACUUCAGAAUUAUUAGAAAUUCAGAUUUCCAAGAAGUGACACUGGAAGUCAAGGGGAAAACUGUUCUGAAAUUUGCAUUGUGCUAUGGCUUCCGGAACCUGCAAAACGUUGUCAGGAGAAUUAAAAGUGGAAAAUGUGAUUACCAUUUCCUGGAGAUAAUGGCAUGUCCUGCAGGCUGCCUGAAUGGUGGAGGUCAAAUCAAGCCAAAGCCUGGCCAAUCUCCAAAGGAAUUAAUUCAGUUAUUAGAAGCUGCUUAUAUGGAGAAUGUUCGAGUAGCUGAUCCUUUCAAGAACCCCCUUGUGAAAAGCUUAUAUGAUGAGUGGCUCGAGAAACCUGGCUCAGAAAAAGCUAAGAGAUUUGUGCACACAGAAUAUCAUCCGGUGGUAAAAAGCAUUACUUCUCAGUUGCACAAUUGGUGAAAACUUUUGUUGCCCCGACUUCUGAUUCCUGUAUAUUGUCGAAACUUCCCAACUUUGUCUCUCCAUAUGUCGGGUGCCUCAGAUUGUGUGCCCAUCACUUGUUCUGGGGAGUGCAUUCGUGGAGGGAUCCAGUUUUGAUAGAGAACUGAUUUCUUUUUUGCGACAAAUUUUUUACUCAGGUAUAUACUUUGUAUUUGAACGUUGUUAGCUAGAUAAAAAUUAUCAUGUGCCGAUGUAAUACACCAUCUUUUUUUGUUUUUGUGGCUGUAUUUUCCUCAUCUUUCCACUUUUCUGUAUAGAGGUCCAAAUAAAAUCGCCUCCAUUGAUGUAUGUUUACGAAGUUAUUUGUUCAUUUACUCUGGUAUCUGAAUAAGAUUACUUUAACAGGCCAGAUAAUUAUGGUGGCCUGCUUCUGAAA